ACCCGAAAACCCACACGAACAACGCAUUUUAUUUCAUUUGUUAGUAUUUAUUGAUACAUCAAACGACAUCAAUAAUCAACGUUUGUUUACGGAUAACACGCGUGGUAACGUACCUCUAUCGAGGAUAACGUAGCUUUAAAUUUGUAUUUUUAACUGCACCAGCUUUAUGUGAGGACAAAGGCCUACACAUUGCUCGCUGCUUCCAAAGCAUGUAUCCCUCUUGGGGUAGUAACUAUGGUGGUGGUGGUGGCGGCCAUCAACCACCUUCGCAGCAGCACUUCGGUGCGCCGAGGGGUCAGUCUCCUCAAGGCGAAGGCUUCGGGGGAGGAUUCGGGAGCUAUGCUGCUGCUACACCCGCAGCUGCACCCGGGUCAACGUUCAACAGCCUGCGGGAGCAGCAUCUCCAGCAGAUGCAGCAGCUGCAACAGCUCCAUCAAAAACAGCUCCAAUCUGUGCUGCACCACGACAGGAACGUAAAUGAAAACCCCUAUGGCGGCGGUGGUCCUACGGCGGAGUCGUGGCAAGGCAACUCGGGAUAUGGGUAUGGUUCAACGGGGGCCAGUGCCCCUUCCCCAUACCAAGAUGAGUAUCAGUCCAUGCAAGGCCCUUCCACUUAUCAAGAUGAGUAUCAGUCCAUGGAAGCCGGGGCGCCCAGCCCACAACUUCAGCCGCCGCUGCUGCCACCGCAGCCCAAAGAGACCCAGCUUCCCCCAUCAGAGGAGGACCCACUCCCAUCAGAGGCGAACCCACAGCAGCAGUACUGGUACAAGCAGCAUCUCCAGAACUUGCAGAGGCUGAAAGCAGAGAAGACCAACCAAGGCCAGGGUGAUGGCUCAACGCCCCCACCUCCCAAACCCCAGCCCCACUCGGCUGCAGUCGCCCCUCCCCCUCCAUCGGAACCACCCAAGAACGCCCCUCCACCACCACCACCAAAAGAGGAGCCCCCACCACCACCUCCACCUGAUGACGAAAAGCCUGCCCCCACAAACCAGGACCCAGUAGAGGUGGCCCGCCUACAGCAGCUCCAGAGUGCAGCGGCCCAGUGGCAGCAGGCCCAGCAGCAGAGAGCGGGCUACCAGUACCAAGCCCUGAUGCAGCACCAUGCUCAGCUACAGGCCAUCCUCAACCAGUACCAGCAGUGUAUCCAACAACCUGCACAGCUAGAGACAAUGUCUAGGGCCAUGCAGCUGAGUCACUAUGAGACGCAGCAGCAGCAGUUUGGCCCGGUGUUUGCAGACUGGGGCCGCACCUUCAGCCAGUGGCAAGAGCAGUUCCAGUCCUACCCACAUAAAGACCAGCUACAGGACUAUGAGUUACAGUGGAAACAGUGGCAGGAACAGAUGAACUCCACCUCAGCACACCUACAGGAGAGGGUCACCACACUGCGAGCCAUGCAGCAACAGUACGGAGGCAGCGGCGACAGCGGUGGUCAGUACGGCGCUGACCAAUACAGUAGUAGUGACCGGUAUAGUAGUGGAGGGUACGAGGACCAGUACAGCCAAUAUGGUCAAUACCCACACUCUGGACCGGACUCGCAGAAUCAACAAGGCCACAUGGUGAGCCCAUCCACGCCGUCCCAGCCAGGUAGCCAGCCCUCGUCCACCUCUGGACCCAUGUCCCAGGGCCCUCUACCAGGGCAGCACGGCCCCUCCAACGCCCAAAGCGUGGGAACCCCCACAGGAGAACCACACCAGGGCCCUCCACCCGUGCACCAGGGCCCUCCACCCGUGCACCAGGGCCCUCCACCCGUGCACCAGGGCCCUCCACCCGUGCACCAGGGCCCUCCACCCGUGCACCAGGGCCCUCCACCAGGGCACCAGGGCCCUCCACCAGGGCACCAGGGCCCACCAGCAGGGCACCAGGGCCCUCCACCCGUGCACCAGGGCCCUCCACCCGUGCACCAGGGCCCUCCACCCGUGCACCAGGGCCCUCGACCAGGGCACCAGGGCCCUCCACCCGUGCACCAGGGCACUCCACCCGUGCACCAAGGCCCUCCACCCGUGCACCAGGGCCCUCAGUCAGAGCAGUACAACCUGUCUGGACCCCCUGGUAGAGGGGCAGGCCCAGGAGGGAGAGGGUUGGCCAGACCACCAGGUCCACAAGGAGGACAGCCUCCAUCCUACCAAGGCCCCAGAGGACCAAGGUUUGAUGGUCCGAGAGGGAACGGCCCGCGGUUUGACCAGCAGCAGCAGUCCGUUCAACAGCAGAGGUUCAACGCUCCACCAGGUCCCAGGUUCAACCAGCAGCACCCAAGGUUUGAUCAGUUUGGCCCCAGAGGACCAGGGCCUCGGUUCGGACAGCAGGGGCCCCACUUCGACCACCCCGCGAGACAGAGCCCCCCAGCCCGCUUUGAAAGACCCACUGGUCCCUCAGCACCCUAUAUAGGCCCACAGCCUAAACCAGACACUGGCAAAGACACCAAACUAUCUCAGGGUAAGACUGAGAUGCCACCAGGCUCUAAGCUUCCUGGUAUUAAACCUACUGGGCCAACUAAACCAGUAGCAGACAGUACAACUAAGCAAGGUGAAUUGGCAGAACCAGGAGAUAUGUCAGAGGACAUGUUGGAGUCCCUUGAGGGCUUCUUCGUCCAAAAUGACCCCAUCCCUCAGACGAAAGCAGAGGCUGAUGCUGCUGCUGCUAGUAAGGACUCCACUGCCAAAAAGGAAGAGGUGAGCCCCUCUGCUGCUGCCGGUGCCAAGCACCCCGUGUCCACCAUCACUUCUGUAUCCCCGAAAACCGCUUCCCCUGCCAAGACCGCUCUCAAACCAGGUGGACCGGCCGGGCCGUUGAAGACCAACGUCAAUAACAACAACGGGUCUCGGGGACCACAUGGGCCUAAGCCUCACGGACCGGAGCCGCCGAAGACCGACCCAAUGACCAACCAACCCCCUGGUCUUCUGGGGCUCAUGGGCCGUGGUAGAGGGGGACGUGGCCAGCCUCUAGGGCCUCUAAGAGGGGGGGAGGAUGGAGGUAGAGGACGAGGGGAGGAGGAUGGAGGGAUGAGGGGAGGGAGAGGACGAGGGGAGGCGGACGGAGGGAUGAGGGGAGGGAGAGGACGAGGGGAGGCGGACGGAGGGAUGCGGGGAGGGAGAGGACGAGGGGAGGCGGACGGAGGGAUGAGGGGAGGGAGAGGACGAGGGGAGGCGGACGGAGGGAUCUGGGGAGGGAGAGGGCGAGGGGAGGCGGACGGAGGGAUGAGGGGAGGGCGAGGACGAGGGGAUGCGGACGGAGGGAUGAGGCGAGGGGAGGCGGACGGAGGGAUGAGGGGAGGGCGAGGGGAGGCGGACGGAGGGAGAGGACGAGGGGAGGCGGACGGAUGGAUGAGGGGAGGGAGAGGACGAGGGGAAGCGGACGGCGGGAUGAGGGAAGGGAGAGAACGAGGGGAGGCAGGUGGAGGGAUGCGGGGGCGAGGUGGUCUAUGGGGACGUGGAGGGAAACAGUCGGGUAUCCCAGACUUCAGUCCCAACACUAUCCCUCUGGGAGGUGGGAGGACAGAGGACGACAUGGAGGGGGUUCCUUACGACUACAGACCUCCACAUGAAGAGAUGAGAUCACAACAUGGAGGACCAGAGGAGGACUGGCAGCAGCAGGAGUGGCAACAGGACCCUUCACUGGAGAAACCUGAAGGUCCUCCUCAGCCUGAAGAGGAGAUGUGGGUCCCUGAAGAGCACUACUACCCUCCAGAGGACUACUACGAAGACCCAGGGAGAGGAGGUCCCCCUAUGGGGAGAGGAGAGCCUCUAGACGGGCACCACUGGGAGGAAGCAGAUCCCCCACCUCCAGAGUACUGGGGAGAGGAAGGAGAUCCCUACUGGAUGGACCGGAGGCCCCCUCCUCAUGGCAUGAGAGGAGGCCCCCGAGCCCCCUUCCCCCCUGGGCGUGGUCGCCCCCCACGAGGCAGGCCCGGCUUCAUGCACCAGGGUGGUCCCAGACGCCCCCUUCCUCCUCCUCACGGAGCCAUGGACCCCCAUGACCCUCUAGGAUCCCCCAUGGGGCCUGACGAUGACAUGGACCCUCUGGGACCCCCGCUGCAUCGGGACUACAACCCCCGAGGGCCGACCAUACACCACGAUAUGAUGGAGCGAGACAUGAGGGGGCGGCCUCCUCCGCCUAGAGAGAUGAUGGACAGAGAUCUGAUGGGUCCUGGUGGACAUCCUCCAUACCACGACAUGGAGAGGGACCCUGGCUGGCCCCCGGGCCCUGGACGACCCCCCCACCUCGGCAGAGACGGGCCAAGAGGUCCCCCUCCGCCUCCCCAUGAGAUGAUGGAGCGGGGAGGAAUGAGGAGGCGUCCGAUGGGCCCUCGGGGCGCCCCGAUGGGCCGGGGCAUGAUGCGGCACCCACCUCGCUCACUCGAGGACUUGGAGGGGUACCCCCAUGAGGGUUAUGGGGAGGAGUUUGGUGGUCCCGGUGAUGACGGGUAUGGAAGAACGCUGCCGCCACGUGACUGGCCGGACCACCCCCCACAUGAGUACGACUGUGAGGAGGAGUAUUAUCCCCAGGAGCCUCCUCCUCGUGUUGGGGAGUGGGAUAGGGAGAGAGGAGGACCACUACCAGAGAGAGACUAUUCUCCCUACCCUCCCCGCGGUCCUCCACCUCCCCCAGACCGUUUCAGAGAUGACGAGUGGGCCGAUGAGAGAGACCGAGACCAUCUUCCAUACCCUUACGAGGGAGACGGAGACCGUCCUCCAUACCCCUACGAGGGAGAAGAGCGUGGAAGAGGAGGAGAGCUCCGAAGUCGUGACUUCCCGGACGACCCUUCGUACAGGCACGAUAAACCCCCCUACCCAUCCCCUGCAGAAUGGGAGAGACCCAGACCACCCCUUUCAGAGAGAAACUACCCCCCAGAUUUUGAGGACCAUAGGCCCCAUUACGACGGGCGACCUGAGCCCCCUAGAUCAGAUCUAGGUAUCCCUCCAUCCACAACUUCCCAGACCCCUGCUCCUCCCAGUACUGGACCAGACAGUUCCUCGGAACCAGCCUCACAGGGAACUGGACCGGGCAUACUGGCUCUGUCACAACGCCAACAUGAGAUCAUCCUGAAAGCUGCCCAGGAGCUGAAGCUCAUCCGGUCUGUUUCUCUGGUACUGAACAGAGAAAUGCAUGAGAAUAAGACUGAGGGAGAGGCCCUACCCAUCAUGUCUGACCCCAAGACGGAGCUCCCUGCUGGGCUACUGGGGUUAGAGAUACCCCCUGAGGUCCGGAGUGCCCUCCAGGCAACCAACCUUAUGUCAGGUCCUACUAAAAUGGUGCCAUGGGGAGACACCAAGCCUCCAGAUACUGGUUACUUGUCCACGGCUUCUCCAGUCAUCCCCAAGACUGUGGACUAUGGACAUGGACAUGACCUUGGUGCUGCCACAGUGGAACGGAUCUCUUACGGCGAAAGGAUUGUGUUGAGGCCCGAUCCCUUACCUGACAGAGAGAGGAGCUAUGAAAAAGAACCCCUGAGACACCCCUACCACAGAGACCUGUACUACGACAGACGACCGGGAGACCCCUACAUGGAGUGCAGGGAGUACAGCAGAGAGAGGGAGAUGUACAGAGAAAAAGCUCCCAUGGACUUUGAAAGAGAACCAUACGAGAGGGAACGCUACCCGCCUCGAGAUGACAGACCACCCCCCGGCCAUCCUCCACCUCGCCCGGGCUACAGGGAUAGGGACAUGAGGGAGGGCAGCCGGACCAGUAGAGAUGGAGAGGAUCCUUAUGGAAGGCCUGGGGGUUAUGACAGACCUCCGUACGAGCGUGGGCCUGAGCGCUACGACCACGGUGCCUCACCAUACGGUGAACGGAGGAGUUACCCAGAGGAGAGAGGAGGAGGAGGAGGCCCCACGUCGUCCCACCCUCCUCCCCCACCACCGGCUGCUCCUCCUUCCAGGAUCGAGAAGAAACCGGAGACCAAGAACGUGGAGGAUCUUCUCAAACUACCAGGCCGAGACACUCGUCCAGAAAGGAUUGUCAUCAUAAUGAGAGGCCUACCAGGAAGUGGUAAAAGUCAUGUAGCCAAGCUGAUACGGGACAAGGAGGUGGAGUGUGGAGGGGCUCCACCCAGAGUGCUGGGGUUAGACGACUACUUCAUGACGGAGGUGGAGAAGAUGGAGCAGGACCAAGAUACAGGGAAACGAGUCAAACUCAAGUGUCUGGAAUACGAGUAUGAAGCCGAGAUGGAAGACACGUACAGGAACAGUAUGCUAAAAACAUUCCGGAAAACGCUAGACGACGGCUUCUUCCCCUUCAUCAUCAUCGACGCAAUUAAUGACAGGGUUAAAUACUUUGAUCAGUUCUGGAGUGCUGCCAAGACUAAAGGCUUUGAGGUGUACUUGGCCGAAAUCUCGGCAGACUAUCAGACUUGUGCUAAAAGAAAUGCCCACGGGCGGAAGAUAAAGGAUAUUCAAAAGAUGUCCAGUAACUGGGAGUCGUCACCACGUCACAUGAUGCGGCUGGAUGUCCGCUCCCUGCUUCAGGAUGCUGCUAUUGAGGAGGUUGAGAUGGAAGACUUCAAUCCUGAUGACGAGUCGCUGAAGAAGCCCAAGAAGAAGAAGGAGGAGGAGGAAGAAGACGUUAAGGGUUACAUUCCACAAAGCAAAUGGGAGAUGGACACUUCUGAUGCGAAACUAGACAAGCUGGACGGCCUGGUGAUGGGGGGGAAGAGGAAAAGGGAGGGAGAUGACUUUCAGCUAACGGACGACUACGCCACACGCCACUCUGAGCCUGGCAAGAAGAGGGUUCGCUGGGCUGACCUCGAAGAGCAGAAGGACGCCGAACGCAAGCGCGAUAUCGGCUUUGUGGUGGGUCAAACAGACUGGGAGAAAAUCACCGACCAGAGCGGACAGAUAGCUCAGAGAGCUCUCAACCGCACGAAGUAUUUCUAGUAACAGAAGAUCAUUGCCCUCACCCCGUGCUUCUUGGUUUAUAGGUCUGCAGACUGAAUAUCAGAAGAUAUCAGGACUACACACUCUACAACAGGCCUGACGUUUAGGAAAUCCAUAGCUGUUUAUUCCAUUAUUAGAAUACAGGAUAUAGUUUUCUGUUUGCGUUAGACAUUCUUGAUGUUCAUUUAGAAUAUUUGUAGUUUUUUUUUUAUUGUCUUUCAUCCUUUCGAUUUGGUAAGUUCUUGCACCAGUGUGCUUCUCAUUUUAUACUGUACAAGCUGUAAUGUCUACGUGUAUGUUAGCACUGUUGCUUAUUUUAAGAAAUAAACUGAAGAAACAAUAAAGGUUUCACACACACAAAACAA
Messenger RNA from Salvelinus namaycush (lake trout), 7234 nucleotides. RefSeq names its product YLP motif-containing protein 1-like. The coding region runs from base 210 to 6869 and encodes 2219 amino acids. Gene Ontology annotation, biological process: regulation of telomere maintenance. The transcript is spliced from 22 exons. Gene Ontology annotation, cellular component: nucleus. The record is from RefSeq and is a predicted model, not a curated record. NCBI's taxonomy places the organism in Eukaryota, Metazoa, Chordata, Actinopteri, Salmoniformes, Salmonidae.